UGUCCAUGUUCAUCGCGGAGGAGUUGGACUAGACGGCCUUUAAACGUCCAUCCAACUCAAACGAUUCUAUGACUCCUCGCCCCUCAGGCCCUGCUGCCAUCAAAUGAACGAGUGAACAAAACCCCCUCCACUUCAGAGCGCUCAUUUUAAGGUUCCCAGCAGCAAGCUCCGGCCCGAGAGCAGCUCCUCACCAACGGCCACGGAGCUUAUUCACACUGACAAAAUGAAACGUGAAGAAGUUCGAGAGGCUACAGACCGAACGGGGCAGCAGCCCAGGCUAACCGCCGCCAUUUCGCGGAGCGGACACCCGCCACCCGGUGACCUCGCCGCCCUGGGGCGGCCGAGAAGGUGCGGAAAGCACCACCCCAGGGUCGGGCGGCGGGGAGCGGAGCACGCUGAGGUGAGGGCGGCGCCGGGGGCCGGCUGCAGAGCGGCGGGGGAGGCCGGGAUCUUCCUGAAUGAACGGCUCCUUCCCCGCCUCGCCUCGCCUCGCCUCGCCCCGCACCCCCGCCCGCCACUCGCCGCCGCCGCUCCGAGGCGCAGCCAGUUUCUAUAGCGACGGCGCCGAUCCUCCGAGUAGUAACAAAGCCGGCUGCCCGCGGCCGCGCCGGGCCGGCGGGAGAAGCUGCUCCCUCUCCCCAGGGCACCGGGCGGUUAGCGCACUGCCAGUGGGACUCUGCAGCGUCAGCCAGAUUUGAUUUUGAUUGCCAGCUUUUCAAAAAGGCUGUGCUGGUGGAAGACCAAGCCUGGAGAAUUUGUUGUGAAGUGGAAACCUCCACUGGUUGUUUCCUGUGUGGAGGAGAAUAGGCAUUUCCUGUGCUCCCUACAAGUGAAUCUUUGCAAGAACUUCUUUUUCUUGGAAAAUGGACACCUGGCUUGGAGGAGAUGCAGCACAGAGUCCCUAGCGGAAGCUCAAAAUGGAUGACUUCUACUGAUGCUUUGUGACAAUUUCAUCUCCUCUUUUCCUGUUUGAGAUGGCUGAUAAGAUCAUCAGGAAAAAUUUCUAAAAUAAGCCUGCGUGACAACGUCUCUUUCCCUUAACUCUUCUUUUCACAAAUCUGCAAACCAUCAGACAAAAUGAGCAGCCCUCUACAAGAGGAGUCAGCAGAGCCCCAGAGCUCAGAUGAGCUCGAGUGCAAGAUCUGUUACAAUCGCUACAACCUGCGACAGAGAAAACCAAAAGUGCUGGAGUGUUGUCACCGAGUUUGUGCCAAAUGCCUCUGCAAGAUCAUAGACUUCGGCGAUUCUCCUCAAGGAGUCAUAGUUUGCCCAUUUUGCAGGUUUGAAACAUGCCUGCCAGACGAUGAGGUUAGUAGUCUUCCUGAUGACAAUAACAUCCUUCUGAAUUUAGCUUGUGGGGGAAAGGGAAAGAAGUGCCUACCAGACAACCCAACGGAACUGCUGCUGACUCCCAAAAGGUUGGCGUCUCUGGUUAGCCCUUCUCAUACCUCUUCGAAUUGCCUGGUUAUAACAAUUAUGGAAGUACAAAGAGAGAGUCCCCAGACUCUGAACUCGACACCCGUGGUGGAAUUUUACAGGCCUACGAGUUUUGACUCUGUUGCAACUGUGUCCCACAACUGGACAGUGUGGAACUGCACAUCUUUGCUCUUCCAGACCUCAAUUCGGGUGCUAGUUUGGUUGCUAGGGUUGCUGUACUUCAGUUCCUUGCCUUUAGGGAUUUACUUACUGGUAUCUAAGAAAGUCACCCUUGGGGUUGUCUUUGUAAGCCUUGUUCCCUCGAGCCUUGUUAUUCUCAUGGUUUAUGGCUUUUGCCAGUGUGUUUGCCAUGAAUUUCUAGACUGCAUGUCUUCUUGACAACAAAUGCAGUGAAAUAAGGUACAUUGCCACAUGUGUAGCAUAGUUGAUUUAGCCUGUCUUUAUAUUCUUAUUUAUUUUUAUUUUUGACCAUCCCACUGAGUGAAAGCAGAGACCCAUGUUAUACAGUCCUUUUUACAACCUCUUUAUUGUUUUCUCUUUAUUUUCUUUUCCUUUUAGCUAAGUAAUGACAUAAAAUUUCCAUGUUCAUUUUAAAGGGCUGGGAUGUAGAAAGGGGUAAUGGAAAAUUGCCAAACUUGGUGUCUGCUGCUGUUAUUCAAAUAAGUAGCCCCUUGCUUUUUGUUGGCUAGAUCAUGCAAUAUGAGGGUGCAGGAUCUGCCUUAGGAGAAGUUAGUAUAACAGGCACCUUCCAGUUCAAUGUGUAGCAUCUCUUAAUGCAGAGAAUCUCAUGCUCUGGGAUAUCUGUUAUUUCUGGUAGCAAAUGAAAUCACUUAGUUAAUAAGAAGAAGACAAGUUAAUGUUUGCUCUUUCCAGUUCUUGUUACAGCAAAAAUAUUUGUGGGGUGCCCAGUGGUCACAGAUGUUUUUGGUAUUUUAUGGCAUGAGGAACUUUUUCCUCAUGCUAACAACACUUUCCCCAUGCAGAAGCCCACUUUGCUUGUCCAGUAGUUGCAGCUUCAUCUCCUGCAAUGGAUUACUUCUAUUAGCCACACUUGUUCUCAUCUAGGUGCACUAAAUAAGUGUGUGUAACUCUUAGCUUCCUUUGAGAGUUCAGAGAUCUGCAAACUUCUCUGGCUGUGUUCCAUUACAUUUACCCUCACUCCAAGCGUUUCCACCACCACACCACCUUUCCAACUUUUUUGUUCUUGUAACAAAAGCACGCCUACAUUUAGGUUGCUGCACUGGAAAAUUUCCCCUAUGUGACUUUAGCUGUAAUAGUAGAUCUUUUUGUCUGAUCAUGAGGAUGUGGACUUUCACUACCUAACACACGUUUCAGAAAAAUUCUGAAAUGAUUAAUACGUGGGGGGUUUCUUCUGCUUUUUUGAGUGUUUUUUUGUUUGUUUGUUUUCCAAUUCCACAGGAUGAGCACUGUGAUAAGUUACUAUUACUCUGGGAAGGAUUCUGUUUUGUGCAUGGUCCUUCAAAAUAUUUAAUACUCUGAACUCCCUCUGUCACCAUUGUGAGUUGAUGGCACCCCAGCUGUGGCAAUUAGUGCAACUUGACUACGUUGAAUUCAGAGGAAUUAGUGGCGAUUUACUACUCCAUAAAUACAGUCAGGCCCUACGAGGUUUGCUUGUACGUUGUGUGGUUGAGGUUAAAUUUUCAACUACUGGAAGAGCACAAAAAUAAGAAAUGUUUAAUAUUUGUGUUUAUAACUAAGUCUGGUCCACGCCACAGCUGCAACCUGGUUUUCCUGUGCACAGCGGAGUAAAAAAUGAGAAGCAGCAGAUGAUCAGUGCAAGCACAGCUUUUGGAUCAGGCACGAAAUGGAGUGACCUCAAGGUGCAGUGUAAGGGGAAAAUGGGUUGGUUGCAGGAAGACUGACUAGGUGGCCUAACAGUACGUUCUUAAAACAAAAUGACUUGGCAAGAGUGAAAAAUGUUGAAGGGGAAAAGGAGAGCUUAAGUGGCUGUUGUGUCUAUCAAGAGGAUCUGAAGUCAAAUCAGUCCAAUUUUUGUAGCUGGUACAGAUAAUACCUAUGGUUUCAUUCCUACUGAAAUCGUAGGAGAAAUGUGAAAUGUGAAGGUCCCGCUUUUCUUGACACUCAAGUUUAUAAUAGUGCAUAUAUGUGUGUGUAUGUAUAUAUAGACACAUAUGUAAGAAGAAAACCUAUAGCAAAAUUAUAGUUUUCAAGUGUGUGGAGUUGCAGAGCUUUGUAUUGAAUGAUUAAAGGAAAUGUUUCAAACUUCUCUGUAAUCACUGGAUAACAAUUAGAACUAAAACAUUUUCAGAGUUCCUAGAAAUGACUAUUCCUAAGUAAUUGUUUUGGUGUUUGUGGUAAAGCAUAUAGAGUUAGAAGAGCUGUAUUCCCCAAUCCCCAUAUACUGCAAGGUUUGACUCAUCUAUGAAUUCAUAAAUUUUCAAUCUCCAACAGUCAUCAUGUCAAAAAAGCAAGAAAGAUAGAAAUCUAUGUGGUUUAAUGGUACUUCAUAACUUUGGGAGAAGAUGUAUUUGUAGUGUUAGGGAUUUAUGUGUUUUAGGGUAUGUUCAAUUUGUCUGAAUAUAAUAUCUUUAAUAAAGGGCUGGCUAAUACAGGAUGUAGGUUUUGCAAAUGUGUGAUGUAUCUGUGUUCCUUCUGCACAACAUGUCUGCAGUGCUACCCAUUGUCUCUUCCUUUUUUUAAUUCCCAGUUCAUUAUGAUCAUUUUAGCUCCAGCAUCAGAUAUUUUGUAC
Messenger RNA from Phasianus colchicus (ring-necked pheasant), 4168 nucleotides. It is a transcript of the gene RNF182, whose product is annotated as ring finger protein 182. Gene Ontology annotation, cellular component: cytoplasm. The record is from RefSeq and is a predicted model, not a curated record. NCBI's taxonomy places the organism in Eukaryota, Metazoa, Chordata, Aves, Galliformes, Phasianidae. Gene Ontology annotation, biological process: protein ubiquitination. Gene Ontology annotation, molecular function: ubiquitin-protein transferase activity.